Messenger RNA from Propithecus coquereli (Coquerel's sifaka), 1753 nucleotides. RefSeq names its product zinc finger protein 250 (gene ZNF250). The coding region runs from base 83 to 1753 and encodes 556 amino acids. The record is from RefSeq and is a predicted model, not a curated record. The transcript is spliced from 6 exons. Gene Ontology annotation, biological process: regulation of transcription by RNA polymerase II. NCBI's taxonomy places the organism in Eukaryota, Metazoa, Chordata, Mammalia, Primates, Indriidae. Gene Ontology annotation, molecular function: DNA-binding transcription factor activity, RNA polymerase II-specific; RNA polymerase II cis-regulatory region sequence-specific DNA binding.
CUUCACGCGCGAGCCGGCUGCGUGGACGCUCCACAGGCUCCUCCGAUUUCUGUGGUCCUCAGAGGCCCCAGGAGACCGGGUAAUGGCAGCAACUAGGCUCCUGCCGCGGCCGGCAAGACCCCAGGCUGAGGUGACCUUCGAGGAUGUGGCUGUGCUCCUCUCCCAGGAGGAGUGGAACCGCCUGGGCCCUGCUCAGAGGGGCCUCUACCGAAACGUGAUGAUGGAGACCUAUGGGAACGUGGUCUCGCUGGGACUUCCAGGAUCCAAGCCCGAAGUGAUCUGCCAGCUGGAGCGAGGGGAAGAGCCAUGGGUCCUGGACAGGAAGGGAGCUAAGAAAAGCCAGGGCCUGGGGAGUGGCCACUCAGACAACCUCAAAUGUGACCGAACUACAGCCUGCACGCAACAAGACAGUUUUUCUGAUCCAUGGGAAUAUGAAACCAAGGGAGAAAAGCAAAAUGCAGACUCGAGUCUGAAGCCAUUAAUUUCAGAGGAAAUAACAGUGAUUCUGGGGAAAACCCCCUUGGGGAGGAUCGAUCAAGAAAAUAAUGAAACAGAGCAAAACUUCUGUCUGAAUUCAAACCCUGCUUGCCACACUGAAGUUCAGGCCUUAAGCCAGACGGUGCCACUCACUCAGCAUCAGGCCGUUCCUAGUGGAGAGAGACCCUACAUGUGCAUCGAGUGUGGGAAGUGCUUUGGUCGGAGCUCCCAUCUCCUUCAGCAUCAGCGUAUCCACACUGGAGAGAAGCCCUACGUAUGCGGUGUAUGCGGGAAGGCAUUUAGCCAGAGCUCAGUCCUUAGUAAACACAGGAGAAUUCACACAGGCGAGAAGCCCUACGAGUGUAACGAGUGCGGAAAAGCCUUCAGAGUGAGCUCAGAUCUUGCUCAGCAUCACAAGAUACACACCGGAGAGAAACCUCACGAAUGUCUCGAGUGUCGGAAAGCCUUCACUCAGCUCUCUCAUCUCAUUCAGCACCAGCGGAUCCACACGGGAGAAAGGCCGUAUGUGUGUCCUUUGUGCGGGAAAGCCUUCAACCACAGCACUGUCCUGCGGAGCCACCAAAGGGUGCACACAGGGGAGAAGCCUCACGGGUGCACCGAGUGUGGGAAAACCUUCAGUGUGAAGAGGACGCUUCUGCAGCACCAGAGGGUCCACACCGGGGAGAAGCCCUAUGCGUGCAGCGAGUGUGGGAAGGCCUUCAGCGACCGCUCGGUGCUCAUCCAGCACCACAACGUGCACACCGGGGAGAAGCCCUACGAGUGCAGCGAGUGCGGGAAGACCUUCAGCCACCGCUCCACCCUGAUGAACCACGAGCGGAUCCACACGGAGGAGAAGCCCUAUGCGUGCUACGAGUGCGGGAAGGCCUUCGUUCAGCACUCACACCUGAUCCAGCACCAGAGGGUCCACACUGGGGAGAAGCCCUACGUGUGCGGCGAGUGCGGGCACGCCUUCAGCGCGCGCCGGUCUCUGAUCCAGCACGAGAGAAUCCACACGGGCGAGAAGCCCUUCCAGUGCACGGAGUGUGGCAAAGCUUUCAGCCUGAAAGCGACUCUGAUUGUGCACCUGAGGACCCACACGGGCGAGAAGCCCUACGAGUGCAACAGCUGUGGGAAGGCCUUCAGCCAGUACUCGGUGCUCAUCCAGCACCAGCGGAUCCACACGGGCGAGAAGCCCUACGAGUGCGGCGAGUGCGGGCGCGCCUUCAACCAGCACGGGCACCUGAUCCAGCACCAGAAAGUGCACAGGAAGCUGUGA